AUGACGUCCGACAGCGCUCAACCGCCCGCCCACCAGAAUGGCAACGGCACAACCCCACGCACCAAGAUCUGUGUGUACUGCGGCGCAGCAGCAGGAGCCAGCGCAGCGCACAUGGAGGCCGCACGCGAGCUCGCACGGGUCAUGGCCGAGAACAAUGUCGAUCUCGUCUACGGCGGCGGCACCGUCGGGCUCAUGGGCGAGGUCGCAAAGACCCUCGUCGCCAUCAACGGGCCCGACGCGGUCCACGGCAUCAUCCCCGAGGCACUGGUCAAGUACGAGCGCGACGGCACCUACCAGACCGUCAACGACAAGAACCAGGUCGUCCCCGACCGCGAGACGUACGGGCGGACGACUGUGGUCAAGGACAUGCACACGCGCAAAAAGAUGAUGGCCGAGGAGGUCUUUGCUGGCGGACCGGGCAGCGGCUUCAUUGGUCUCAGCGGCGGAUUCGGCACCAUGGAGGAGAUCUUUGAGACCACCACGUGGAACCAGCUGGGCAUCCACAAGAAUGGCAUCUGCUUGCUGAACAUUGAGGGGUACUGGGACGGCAUUGUGCAAUGGUUGGACAAGGCGUCCGAGGAGGGGUUCGUCAAGCCGGUGAACAAGAACAUCCUCGUGACAUCCACGACAGCUGCGGGGGCCGUCCGGGCGCUGGCAGAGUACAAGGUAUCCUCCGGGAUAUUCCAGUUGCAAUGGGGGAGCCAAUAG
Molecule: messenger RNA, 708 nt
Organism: Emericellopsis atlantica
Lineage: Eukaryota; Fungi; Ascomycota; Sordariomycetes; Hypocreales; Bionectriaceae
Exons: 1
Coding region: 1-708 (235 amino acids)
Biological process (GO): cytokinin biosynthetic process
Cellular component (GO): cytosol
Molecular function (GO): hydrolase activity, hydrolyzing N-glycosyl compounds
Source: RefSeq, a predicted model, not a curated record